This is a messenger RNA of Chenopodium quinoa (quinoa), 5706 nucleotides long. RefSeq lists its product as uncharacterized. The record is from RefSeq and is a predicted model, not a curated record. The transcript is spliced from 3 exons. Gene Ontology annotation, biological process: sesquiterpene biosynthetic process. NCBI's taxonomy places the organism in Eukaryota, Viridiplantae, Streptophyta, Magnoliopsida, Caryophyllales, Amaranthaceae. The coding region runs from base 2804 to 4438 and encodes 544 amino acids. Gene Ontology annotation, molecular function: cyclase activity.
GUAUAAAAAAAUAGCAAUUUUAGUUUUAAAAAUAAAUGUCAAACAUAAACGAAAUGAAAUGGAUUAAAAACAAAUUACGUCAGCAUAGGAUUCUAAGCAUUGUCACUGAGGGCUACCACUUCAUUCUCUACAAAAGAGUUCAUGCCAUGUCAGAUGAAUGCCAGCAUCGCUGCCCCAGGCAUACGAGUCAACCUCUGUUUCAAUGAAUUCUACAUAGUUAGUCAAGCACAAAUAGUCACUAUGCAUGUAUAAUCGAUAGAAGAGUGGCAUAAUUAUUUUUAUCUAGUGGGUUAAGUGGAUUCAAUGCAAUUUGUUGCAUAGAAUUCAAAGAAAUAUGUUUGUUAUCCCUCCCAAAUCCAGGUACCACUGCUUUGUCCCUAAUGGGUAAUUUAGUAACAAAGAAGACAUUUUCUAAAGUCAGGGUCAGUCUAAUAGGCGGUUUUUUUUACCAAAGGAGAAAGACUAAGCUUUUGUCUUUUUUUUCUUUCACCUUAUAAUGCUUCAAUAGCUCAACCAUUACGCCAGACAUCAUAUACAAUUUGUUGGAGUCAUAUUCUCAAACAGAUACAACACUUGAAGAAGAGACCAACCUCUACCUCUAUGUGCGACAAUCUAAUCUAUCGCCACUUUAAACUGAUUAUCUUUCUUCUUCAAAUUUAAAAAUUGCAAUGUAGGGAGUCUGUUUUUCAUCCUCUUAUUCUUUUGAUUUCUUGAAAACAAAAUAGUGUGAAAUGAAAAGUAUUGAGUUCAAUGAUUUUUGUCUUGUUUUGUUGUCAUGAAUCUUUGCAAGUCAUUGUUAUUGUCCUAUGUAAUACAUUGCUCUGAUAUUACAAGUAAAACUCCAAAUAGUAGUACACUGAGAGCAUGAAAAAAAAUAUAUAUACUAUUGUAAAGCUAUUUUUGAGAACGAAUGCAAAGUUAAUAUACAUUGCAAAUUCACAUUUGAGAAUCACUCAACUCUGAACAAAAAUUUUGAUCACAAUACUAAUUUCAGACCAAAAAAUCCUGAUCAAUAAUUAAGAUCAUAACAUUGAUUUUAGACCAUAUUAGGGUGCCCAACGAAAAAGGAAGAAAAAUACGUGAAGAGGGCCGCCAACGAAGAAACAAAGCACAACAACAAUAGCAAGCAAAAGAAACACAGCAACAAGAUCAAGCAUACAAAAGAACCUUAGAUAUUAAGGGAGUUGGUUUUUUUUUUUUUUUUUUUUUUUUUUUUUUUUUUGAGAGAGAAGUGUGAGUAAAAUUAAAGGAGUUAGGCAAACGGUUUAAUUUUUGAAAAAGAAAUUACCGUUCCUAUUUUGGUUCUUGUACGUCCCAUGCCCUGAGAGACCAAGGGAUUCUUGUGUUUAUUUAUGAGGAUGCUAGCGCUCAUAGCAAUUCGGCUACUUGGCCCAAAUAACUUCCAAGUAUAUUUUUAACAAAGAAAAAAUAAAAAAUUUCAAGACCUAGUGUAGACUAAUAUACCAUCAUGAAAAAGGCAGAAAAACUUGUAUGAACCUGGUUCACAAUAAUAUUAAUGUGGAUCCGAAGUGAUACAUGUGCGUAAUUGGUUUUGUAUUGAACAUAGUGACCCUAAUAUUAAAUAUAAUAACCUUAAUUUUAACAUAUUAACCUUUAAUAAAAUUUGUGUGAUUUUUAAUAUUGUUGCAAACCUGAAGUAUGAUGUCGUGAUCCUAAUUUUAACCUAGUGACUUAUAUUAUUCAUAUUGACCAGUAUGCCACAAGGACGGGGGUGAGAAUCAAUCCCAAGAUUUCUUGAAAUCGGGAGGGAAACUCUAACUACUUGAGCUGUCCCUCACUCAUACCUCAUACUCAUGAGGUAUGGGGGUUUAGAAACCUUGGGGGGAAGGUGGGUUUGGCUCAUUUCAUUUCCUUAGGUAUCAAAUAUAUGAAAUUAAGGGGAUGAUAUUUCAUUCCAUAAUUGAACCAAGCACAUGGUAUUAAGUAUCAAGUUCCAACCCGACCACUCUGCGAACCAAACGCCCCCUUAAGAGUUUGUAUGAAACAGGAACCAUUGAAGUAUUAAACCAAGAAAUGCUUGUCCUAAUGUAGACUAACUAAUGACAUUAUAUCUCUAUUGGAUAAUGCUUUUGAUUAACAAGACAUUUAGACUUGAAAAAUAUUCUAGAGAUUAACAAUGUUUUCAUGGGACUUCUUAAAAGUUUAAACGGGGUAUUCAACUCGAUUUUCGAAAAGGUCAUAUCUACUUUAUUCAAUUAUUAUUAUAGUCUUGUUCGAAAAAAUAAUUUUUUUUUAAAAAAAACUAAUAUUAUUAUAGUCAAAUUUUCUUUCAUGUAGCGGAUUUUGUAGCUAGUCAAUAGCAAAUUAGCAAGCAUACCCUGUCUUGUUCUUCUCGAAUUGUGUUUUAUUUCAAGAACUUUUGUUUGAAUGAGGAGGCAAAUUUUGAAAUUGUGGGCUCAAUGUUGUUGAAAUUUCUCUGCUUUUUUAUAUUUUAAAACCUUUUUCCGCUUUUAGACACUAUUUUCUUUAGUAUAUUCCACUAAAUUUUCAAUCAUAUAAUUUUAAAAAAUUACACACUAAUUUGUUCAUUAUCAUCCUUAUUUUGUUGAUAAUAUUGCUCAGCUUUUUUGGGCUUCUGGAUAUUCUUCAUAGCAUGAGAAUAUGAGAUAUCCUGCUUUCAAGAGCAGCAAAAGAAACUCCUUAGUUUGAGGCUAAUCGCAAUACCUUAAGUAUUGCUAUCUGGGUAGUCAAGUUAAGUUCUUGAACCAUUGGUUGUUUAUUAUGGUGUAUUGAAAGGUGGUUAAAGAAAAUUAUAGCUUGUGGAAUUUUUGAAGAAUUUGUAAUGGUUUCAACUGGAAAUGAAGGAGGUUCUGGGUCUAAUUUGAGCCACUCAGGUGACUGUGAGACCUUAAAUGGGGGUAAUAAUUCAAAGAAUCAUGUGUCUUUGCAAGUUUCAACAUCUAGGAAAGGACUACUAAGUGAUGAAAAAUCACCAGGGGGAUUCGUCGAAAAUCCUAAUAGUCUCUCUAGCAGAUUGAAGUUACUUAAAGUCAGUCCGAAAGGGAAACGGAGUUCUAUCUCUGCUGGUUUUUUAAGGAUGUCUGAGGACAAGGAUGAGCUCUCGAGUAAUGCUCCUGUUAUGCAAGGUCUUAGGAAACGAUUCAAAGAUGUAAUUUCUAGUAAAGUUGAUUGGCCUUCUGUGAGGCGAAUGUGCAAAGAGUGGGUUAAGAGACCAUUGAAUAUGGUCCUUCUUUUGUGGAUAGUUUGUGUUGCUGUGUCUGGUGCAAUUCUGUUUCUUGUGAUGACAGGAAUGCUAAACCAUGUUCUGAAAAAGAAAUCGCAGAGGGAUGAGUGGUUCGAGGUUAAUAACCAGAUUAUCAAUGCCCUCUUCACACUUAUGUGUCUUUAUCAACAUCCAAAGAGGUUCUACCAUUUGGUGCUUUUGUGUAGGUGGAAGUCGGAUGAUAUAUCAGUGCUAAGGAAGACUUAUUGCAAGAACGGGACUGCUAAACCUAAUGAACGGGCACACAUGAUGGUUGUGAUUAUUUUGCUUCACGUUAAUUGCUUUGCUCAAUAUGCUUUAUGUGGCCUUAAUUUGGGCUACAAAAGAUCUGAGCGGCCACUAAUUGGAGUCGGUGUUUGCAUAACAUUUGCCAUUGCAGCUCCUGCAGUUGCAGGAUUGUACUGUGUUCUUAGCCCCCUUGGGAAGGAUUAUGAAUGUGAAGCUGAUGAGGAAGCCCCUAAACAGUUGAGGAGGCAAUCCUUGGAGAAAAAAUAUGCAUUUUUAACCCGAGAUGAAAGAGGGGUUGUUGAGAAUAAACCUGAGUGGAAAGGAGGUCUGUUUAGCUUGUGGGAAGAUUUUUUUGUCUCAUAUCUCUUGAUUUUCUGCUGCUUUUGUGUUUUUGGUUGGAAUCUGGAAAGGCUAGGUUUUGGUAAUAUGUAUGUUCACAUAGCAACAUUUCUCCUUUUCUGCAUGGCCCCCUUUUGGAUCUUUAACUUGGCUGCUGCCAACAUUGAUAAUGAAACAGUAAGAGGGAUUUUGGGCAUUACUGGUAUUGCACUUUGUGUAUUUGGGUUGCUCUAUGGAGGGUUCUGGCGGAUUCAAAUGAGAAAACGAUUCAACCUGCCACCAAAUAAUAUGUGUUUUGGAAAACCAAAUGUUGCAGAUUGUGUUCAGUGGCUCUGUUGCUGCUGGUGUUCUCUGGCCCAGGAAGUUCGAACUGCAGAUUUCUAUGAGACAGUGGAAGAAAGAAUUUACAAUAAGAAUGGAUUUGACAGCCAUUCUACUCUUACCCCAUUACCUCGUGAAGGUAGUGCUGGUAGGUCUGGUACUCAAUCCAUGUCUAAUUUGAACACCUCAUUUUGGCUAAAUUCUGGUUCAUCCAAGAUUGAACCUUCAGUAUUGAUGAAUGAAACUAUGAUUCCACCUAACCCAGCGACAAUGAGAAUGGAAGUCGAGGAUCUUAGGGAAGUAUGAAGUAAGAUUGAACUGGAUUUGAUUCAAAUAUAUGUCUGUAGUAAUGAGAAACCAACUUUGCAGCCAUAUACUUUUCCUAUCUUUGAAAUGCAUGGUUUUUGCUGCUUGCAAAGGGAGAAUUCCAUCUCUGAAGUAAGUAUCUGGCUAGCUUCUUUUGGGGGAUGAUGUGAUUAUUACUCCUUUACUAAGCGUUUUCUGUGUGACCAUUUUUUGCUGGUAAUUUGAUCGAUGCAUACAGGGAAACAUUGUAUAAUUGCAGAAAGGAAAUGCUUCCUCUGCAGGUGAUUUGUAAUUUUGCAAGGUACAAAUAUUUAGUUUUAUGACUUGUAGUAACUAACAGUAAUACUCAAGGUUUCUCAUAACUGUCAAACAUUAUGUUCAUUCUUACUCAAACAAUUUUCUCUGUUUACUUAUCUCAAAAUUUAUUUUCUGGAAUAUUUGCAAAUUGCUGCAUGACUGAACUUGAUACUAGUCACUUGCAAGCGUGGUUUGAAUUUGUAUCGUUAGAAUUUAAUUAUAAGUGUUGCUUAAAGUUCAGACCCAUUCAUUCUUGUUAAAUAGGCUGCUUUGGGGAUGAACCUUUCAUUUUCGUUUAUACUACGCAAUUUGCUGGCACCAAAAGUUCUUGGAAUAGCUCAUACCUGGCACAGUAAUAUCCAAUUUUGGCAAAUUCCAUUUGCUAGUUGACGUUGCUUAGCUUUUGCAGCUUCUCUGAUGGCAACUUCAUCCACGAAAAGGCUUGGCUGUUCUCCGGAAAGCCAAAUUAAUCUUCUUCCCUUAUUCUAGACCCUUAUUCAUCUUCCUGUAACAGCACCUUGCAAAUCUCUUAGACCUGCGCCCCGUUUCUCAUCCAAUGGUCCAAGUGAGUAGUGACCAAUCUUUCUGUACCAGUUUCAGUAAAUCAAUGUCUGAGAUCUCAUAUCAUCAGUUUUGUCUACCCAGGCUUCAUCUAGUUCGUUUUGCUCACCUUCCCCUUGGGUCUUCCAUUGUAGGCCUGUCGUGGCCCUUGUCUUGCCUCCCCCACCCCCCGAGUUCUCCAUUUUGCUCAUCUUGUAAGAUUAAGCAUGAAGUGUGAGAGUAAAACUUAAAGGCUAAAUAUAACAUUAUCCUUUAAUUAGAUAGGAUGGGUUAGUGUUUAGAUUUCCAAUCGGAAACUAACACAAUUUAACUUGGGCCCAAGAAAUUAGCCAAUAAUUAUGGAAUUGUUAACAAAUCUUUUGAACGAGACUAACUCUAUUUAAUUAUCCGUACGUCAUAUAAGAUGACAG